Neopelma chrysocephalum (saffron-crested tyrant-manakin) is the source of this 457-nucleotide messenger RNA. RefSeq names its product class II histocompatibility antigen, B-L beta chain-like. Gene Ontology annotation, cellular component: MHC class II protein complex; membrane. The record is from RefSeq and is a predicted model, not a curated record. Gene Ontology annotation, biological process: antigen processing and presentation; immune response. The annotation marks the transcript as partial. NCBI's taxonomy places the organism in Eukaryota, Metazoa, Chordata, Aves, Passeriformes, Pipridae. The transcript has a single exon.
GGGUGUUCCAGCACAUGACAAAGUACGAGUGUCACUUCAUCAACGGCACCGAACGGGUGAGGUACGUGCAGAGGAACAUCUACAACCGGGAGCAGUACCUGCACUUUGACAGCGAUGUGGGGGUCUAUGUGGGGGACACCCCGGAUGGGGAGAGAUGGGCAAGGCAGCGGAACAGUGACCCAGAAUUCAUGGCGAUCAGACGGGCUGAGGUGGACACGGUCUGCCGGCACAAUUACGAGGUGGUCACCCCGUUCACUGUGAACCGCAGAGGUGAGCGUGGGGCAGAGCGGGUCCCCUCGGGCCCUGCCCCGGGAAUGACCCUGGAGCCCCUCAAACCCUCCCUGGGAAUCACCCCAGACCCCUCAGCCCUCCCUGUGCCCGUUCCCGUGGCAUUUUGCCCCCUCCCAGUACACCCCAGUCCAUCCCAGUCUCUCCCAGUGCCUCCCCGCGUCUCCAC